Messenger RNA from Cladophialophora yegresii CBS 114405, 2538 nucleotides. RefSeq lists its product as uncharacterized. The transcript has 4 exons. NCBI's taxonomy places the organism in Eukaryota, Fungi, Ascomycota, Eurotiomycetes, Chaetothyriales, Herpotrichiellaceae. The coding region runs from base 1 to 2538 and encodes 845 amino acids. The record is from RefSeq and is a predicted model, not a curated record. Gene Ontology annotation, cellular component: plasma membrane. Gene Ontology annotation, molecular function: calcium-activated cation channel activity.
AUGGACGUCAUGAAGGACAAGAACACAGGUUCUGGCGGCGAUCGCAGCCCCCAGUCAAGCUCUUUCGUCGCGAUCGCAGCAGCCCUAAUCCCCUCAGCAAUUACAGCUGCCAUCUUUUUGGUCGCGUUCUUGUCCCUGCGAUGGAGGUAUCGAAACAUCUACGCGCCAAGAACCUACUUCCGGACAAUCAAUCGCAAGGAUCGAACGCCCUCGUCCAGCCACGCGAUCGUUUCUUGGUAUCAUGACUUCCGUGUCCUCGAUGACAAAUUUGUUCUGCGGCAUUCCUCACUGGAGGCAUAUCUCUUUUUGAGAUUUCUUCGGAUGGUUGUCCUGAUCUGCGUUGUGGGCUGCUGCUUGACUUGGCCGAUUCUCUUCGCCGUCAAUGCUACUGGAGGUGGCGGAGCUACGCAACUCGACAGGAUAUCGUUGAGCAACGUCGCCGACAGGAAACGCCUCUACGCUCAUGCUAUCGUGGCAUGGGUGUUCUUUGGGUUCAUCGUCCUGCUCAUUACAAGAGAGAGGCUAUUCGUCAUCGGACUCCGCCAAGCAUACCAGACCAUUCCUUUGAAUGCGAGCCGGCUCUCAUCUCGAGUGGUGUUGUACCUCAGUGCUCCGCCUGAAGCACUCAAAGAAGAAAACCUUCCUCGAUUCUUCGGAGAGAACGCUGUCAGGUCAUGGGUCGUUUCUGAUUUCAGCCAUGUGGAAAAGAUCGUCAGCAAGAGAAACAGCAAAGUUGACCAAUUGGAAGGCCUAGAGCUGCAGCUCCUGAAGAAUGCGAACAAGGGCAAAGAGAACGGUACAGCUAAUGGUCAGUUGAAAGAUCAUCGGCCGACGCACAGAACCAGAUACCUGGGGGGAGACGAGGUCGACAGCAUUUCCCGCACUCGCAAAGAACUUGAAGACAUUCUGGCCGACCUUGACCGGGUCCGGCAGGCAGACGGAAGUGGUCCUAAUAGACAUACAGGGGCAAUAUUCGUCGAGUUUAAGGAUCAACGCAGUGCGCAUCAGGCCUUCCAGUUGGUGCAACAUCCAUCUCCGCUUACUUUGCAGCCAAGGUACGUUGGGGUUCAGCCCCGGGAGGUAAACUGGCAGAAUCUCAACCUCGAUCCGUCUCUUCGAAUCACGUAUUCGUACCUGGCCGCGGCACUCGCGGUAGCAAUCAUCAUCUUCUGGUCAAUUCCAGUCGGAAUCAUCGGAACUAUCUCCAAUAUCAAUUACUUGACGGACAAGAUAAAAUUCUUACGGUUUAUCAACAAUCUACCAGAUCCAAUUCUCGGGUUGCUCACAGGGUUGGUGCCACCUUUACUUCUCAGCACUGUGGUAUCUUACGUGCCUUACUUCCUCAAAUACGUGGCAAAUCUAUCAGGUCAACCAACGACGUUCGAAACGUCCAAAUGGGCUCAACAGUGGUAUUUUGUGUUUCAAGUGGUGCAGGUCUUCCUUAUCACAACCUUUUCGUCAGGGGCAGCCGCCGUGGCUACCAAGGUUGCGAACCAACCAACAUCAGUACCGACUCUCCUUGCUAAAAAUCUCCCGAAGGCUUCGAACUUCUACCUGACCUAUUUCAUCAUCCAAGGACUGGGGACUGCAUCGAAACAGAUCCUCAACUACAGCGACCUGUUCUCCUUUCUGUUCUUUUACAGGGUAAUGAGCAAGACCCCGAGACAGAAGUUCAACAUAUACACGCAGAUGAAGGGAAUCAGUUGGUUCAAUGUGUAUCCCAAGUUCACCAACCUGGCCGUCAUUGCAAUAGCUUAUUCGUGCGUCGCACCGCUUGUGCUGGGGUUCGCAGGCACUGGCGUCUUCCUCUUGUACCUGAGUUACCGCUACAACUUGCUGUAUGUGGUUCAGGUCAAGACUGAAACACGAGGAGAGAGCUAUUCCCGAAGUCUGCAGCAUCUCAUGACGGGUGUCUAUCUUGCUGAGUUGUGUUUGAUUGGCCUGUUUGGAGCUAAAAAGGCUCCUGGCCCUUCAGCUCUUACAACUGCUUUAUUGGUCGCCACAGCGCUCCAUCAUUUCACCGUGAACAAAUAUCUCGGACCUCUCGAGAACUAUGUGCCGAUCGACGCAUUUUCAGACGAAGAUGAAGAAAGGCCGUUGCUUAGGGGUGAUGAGGACGUCGAUGGACCACACAGAACACAGGUCGAACGCUCACGGAUUCACAGACUGGGUUCGGGGAAGGUUCCGGCAAUUUUACUUGACCCAUUGGCCACCUUUCUGGAGCCACGUAUCUUUGCUUCCCAGGAAGCCCUUCGACCAUGGCUGCAGGAUCCCGAAGGUGAAUCAGAAGAAACCAUCACGUACACCGACGAGCAGAUCGAGAAUGCAUAUUUAAACCCGGCCAUCACGUCGAAGACGCCGAAAAUAUGGCUACCAAGAGACCGAAAAGGCCUGUCCAAGACUGAAGUCGAAGCCAACGAGAAGGAGGGUUUGCCCAGUACAGAUGAAGGCGCUGAACUGGAUUCCUCCAACAGCAUUCGAUGGAACUAUGAGGAUUUCAAUACAGUGCCUAUUUUCAAAGAAGCGACUCGUUAUUGA